AUGCCUUGGUUCGAUGUAGUCUUGGACAUGGUUCCUGAUUUUAUGCACGGCUGCUUAUUGGGAGUCACCAAAACCCUCCUUUACAAAUGGUUCUCAGCAACUAACCACAAGAAGCCAUACUUCAUUGGAGGACAGGUACUGCAAUGAGACCAUCUUUCACCCUUCAUCUUGGUGCUGAUUUGCAGCUUUUUCUAAGUUUGGAUUGUUAUGCAUUUGUUUUCUUCCUUUCCGGAGGCUCCUCAUACACAUUUGCACAAAAUGUUGAUAGAGUUGUACAUGUAUGAUUUUGAUUCUGUGUUUUUUAUCAAUGCAAAUUAUUUUGCCAAGUACAUUUCUUUUAAUUGGGUAUUUACUUUAAAGAUUAAUUUCUGAAAAUUAUUGCAUUGGCUGUAUGCCUUCAAAGCUUUGAUGUUCCUUUUUAAACAUCUGAGCUUUAAAUUACCGGUACUUAGUCCGAGAGUAACUUUGUAAUAACAACUUUCUCACAGAUUAAACAUGUCAACAAGCGGAUACUGCAGAUGAGACCUCCAGACUUUCUUACCCGCCUGCCACGAGACACAGAGAAGCAUUUCAAAAAUUUGAAAGGUGUGUUCAUCCUCUGUAAUUAUAGGUUGUUUUUAUUUUAAAUUGAGACUUUUGGGACUAAUUAUUUGGACUCAUUUUUGUUGCAGCAUCUGAGUUACAGUCAUGGCUUCUGUGUUAUUCACUUCCAUGUUUAGUUGGUUAUCUUGCUGACAAGUACCUUAUCCAUUUUGCACAUUUGGCAGAGGGCAUCUCUAUUCUUCUUGUUGAUGCCAUAACACCCUCACAGCUUGGUAGGGCGCGUGACCUCCUACAGGCUUUCUACAAAGAUUUUCAAGCUUUGUAUGGUAAGGAAAAGGUUUAUUUUCUCUUGUCAACUGCCAAGUAUAAGGAAUUAAGUUAAUUUAAUAACUGCUCUAAAAACCGAUUCAAAACAAAAGUAAGAUUAUAUUAUAGUUCAAGUGUUUAAGUAUAAUGUAGGUGAAGGAAAAAGACGCAGUCUCUUUUUGUGUCUCACGCAAGUGUUUGAAUGAGCAACAUGCAUGUGGGAUCAUGUAUAUGAAUAAACGUAGCAAUAGGAAGUGAAAUAAUUUUAAAAAAAAAGGUGGAAUAAUAUUAAUAUUUGAAAUGUAUAGUGUCCUGCUUUCCAUGUGCAAAGUCAUAAGAAAAAAAUAUAGGUUAUUAAUAUGUUAUAAUCCAGUUUAGUAUCAACAUAAGUCAUUACAGUAUUACAACUUCUAUAACUGUAGAUGACAAUGCAUCAGGAAAACAUAAUACAUGUUUUCUUUCUGUGCAUAGCAGAGGCCAUGUAAUUAAAAAAUAUGUACUGUGUUUAUUACCCGCUGUUAUUUUGAAUGAUGACACCGAGAACUACUGAAAAUGCUCACAAAUAAAGGUUCACAUUUUAUCUCUAAAGGAGAGGGCAGUUGUGGUCUCAAUGUUCACAGCACUGGAGCUCAUUUAGUGGAAUAUGUUGAAGGAUGGGGACCUCUGUGGGCAUGGUCCACAUUUGGCUUUGGGGAUAUGAAUGGGACUAUUAUGGAUUUGACACAUGGCACAGGAAAUGUUUGUAGACAGGUA
Molecule: messenger RNA, 1602 nt
Organism: Porites evermanni
Lineage: Eukaryota; Metazoa; Cnidaria; Anthozoa; Scleractinia; Poritidae
Source: the annotation of a GenBank genome assembly